AUGGCCAGCCGCCAGCUGAAGUUGGAGGCCGAGAAGUUGUCCAUCAUCCAGAAAUCAAUGUCAAACCGUGGCCGGUCCCGGUCGCCCUCGGGCAACAAUUCGCGCUCGUCAUCCGCGCUGAUGGACGACAUGAACAAAGAUACGAAGUGGUCCAUCACCAAUCAGGACCCGCUGAAGCGAUUGAAGGACCCCGACGCCGAACAUGACGAGGGGUCGAAGUUCUGGGACGAAGAGGUCAGCGAGGAAGAACAUAUCAGUGACGACGACGAGGGAGAGAAGUUUCAAUACAAUGCUGCGGGCAACAUUCUCCCCAACUAUGCAUGCCAUGACGAGAAGAUGACCGAGGUGUCAUCUAUCUUGGAGAACUCCAAUCUCAAUGACGACCAGACGAUUAAGAAGCUUGAAGAGCUCACGGCGACUGAACGUGCCGUGGCCAAUGCUCGCAACAUAGGCAGCCUGGUGGACAACGACAUUGUGGCCAAGUUAUCGGAGAAUAAGCAUGCUCUCACUGGUCAGGAUAAGCUCGAUCUCAAUAACUCUGACCAGGAUGCCGACGCCCGUCGCCAGAAACUCGAGACAUACCAGGCCUACCGCCGGAAAAUCAUUGACCAGGAGAACGAGACCUUGCGUAGCCACACCACCAGUGCCCAGAGAAAGGCCGCUGCAGAAGAGAGUGUCAACGUCGAUGGGACCCAGGAGGAGUUCAUGAUUCCGUACACCUCUGCUGUGGAGGACAAGUUGGACUCCGAAUUUGCAUGCAAGCUUAAUGAGACCAUCAAGGAAGGCGAGGUUGACUCUAACAUUUCUCAGUCGAGGGUAAUCCAGACCAUCACCAGAGGAAACUUUUUCCAGCUUAUCAAUCCGCUGAUGAAACCCAAGAUGUUCUUGCUCUGUAUGGACUUUAGUCCCGAAUCAAUCUUUGCUCUAGAAUGGUCCUUGGGUACCGUCUUGGUAGAUGGCUCAGUCCUCUUCAUCGUCUGUGUGAUUGAGGAAAACGAUAACAACCAUCACUUGAAAGGUAAUACCCUCAAUGAAAGCGCCCGAGAGUCGGCCAGACUUAAUAUGCUUAACCGGGCCAAGCAACAAGUUCUCAGCUUGUUGAAAUUGACCAAGUUGCAGAUCCAUAUUGUCAUUGAAAUCAUCCACCAUCCCAUCCCAAGACACUUGAUCUUGGAGUGCAUAGACAGCUUACAGCCAACUCUUGUUGUUGUAGGCUCGAAGGGUCUGAGUGCCAUUAAAGGUGUCUUGUUAGGCUCUUUGUCCAAUUACUUGGUGACUAAAUCGUCUGUGCCUGUGAUGGUGGUGAGGGAAAAAUUGAAGAAGAUAAACCGUUUCAAGUCUGGCUCGUCCAUUUUCUCGAACAACAUCAAGCCAUUAACAUUAUCGGAGGCCAGGGUGGAUUGA
Messenger RNA from Australozyma saopauloensis, 1404 nucleotides. RefSeq names its product Imp2'p. The transcript has a single exon. Lineage: Eukaryota; Fungi; Ascomycota; Pichiomycetes; Serinales; Metschnikowiaceae. The record is from RefSeq and is a predicted model, not a curated record. Bases 1 to 1404 code for a protein of 467 amino acids.